Penicillium olsonii is the source of this 1845-nucleotide messenger RNA. NCBI's taxonomy places the organism in Eukaryota, Fungi, Ascomycota, Eurotiomycetes, Eurotiales, Aspergillaceae. The record is from the annotation of a GenBank genome assembly.
AUGGACUCCGCCCAUCUGCGUCGCAAGGACACCACCAAGGGGCCGCCGCUGCGCAUCCUCUCCCUCGAUGGCGGUGGUGUUCGUGGCUACUCCAUGCUCAUUCUCCUCCAGGAACUCAUGUAUCGCACCUACGUCGAAUGUGAAGGAAAGCCGCCUCGACGCGACCAGAUCCCCAAGCCGUGCGACCACUUCGACUUGAUCGCGGGGACUGGCACGGGCGGGUUGAUCGCUCUCAUGCUCGGUCGCCUCCGGCUGGAUCUGGAGACGUGUAAAGAGGUCUAUGUGCGCAUGACUCGCCGCGUGUUUGAAACAGAUAAGACCAUCGCCGGUAUUCCGUAUCGCUCGACACUGUUCAAGGCCUCGAAACUCGAAGAGGCGAUUCGCGAAUGUGUGCGGGAACACACCGUGUUCGAGGCGGAGGGCAAUGAUACCGGGAAUGCGAAUGCGAAUGCCCGCGAUUCCAUCGCCAGCCUUCCUUACAGCCCGAAUUCUGUUCCGCAACGAUCGAUCAGCCGUGGUAGUUUUAGUACCUCUGCUGCUUCACAUCCGAUGACGCCAUCCAGCCAAAGAGGGUCCGCUUUCAUCAACGGGCUGCGCUGGGGGAAUCCAGAUGCGCUACUAUACGACAACCGCGAGUACCGGACAAAGACUGCUGUGACAGCGCUUUACAAAGGUACACCGCGCAAAGGGUCCGCCGUGCUUCUGCGAUCCUAUGAUUCCCGCCGAGAACCGCCACCGGAAUUCGAUUGUACCGUGUGGCAGGCAGGACGUGCAACCUCGGCAACAGGGCUUGCAUUCAAACCGAUCCAGAUUGGUCAGCAUGUCUUCAUCGAUGAAGGCCCCGGUACCUACAACCCUGCGCCGCAGAUUCUCGAUGAAGCAAUUGUGAACGAGUGGCCAGGCCGCGAAGUAGGCGUAUUCAUCAGUGUGGGAACUGGAAAGCGACCUGCUGGGACCAAUAACCGACAGCAUGAAUGGUGGGAGGACUUUUUCGGUGACGCACUGGGCACAUUCGCCGAAGCGCGGCGCCGACUCAUCAGCAAGAUCGAGGGUUGUGAGGACAUCCACAACGACAUGCUCCGAGACCGUUUGGCCAAACGCAACGUUAGCAAAGAUAAUUACUUCCGUCUGAACGUGGAAGUCGGAGUUGGCGAGUUCGGCAUGAACGAAUGGAACCGACUGGCCGACAUCAGCACCAACACUCGACAGUACCUUGCCAAACCCGAGGUCAAGAAAAUGAUCUUGGAAGCCGGUGUCCGUUUCGCCAAGAUCGAGCGCAUGAACAGACGUCUUGCCAUUCACGCCGCAGCCGGCGGCGAGCGCGACGACCUCUCGUUCGACCUCGAAACCGAGGAACUCACCCUCUCCUCUCCCCCUCAAUCCCACAUCCCCCCUCCCGCCAACUUCGCCGUCGAGCUGCCCGCAGAACUCCCGGGGGACCCAAUCGACUUUGCGCACCAACCCGCCCAACCCCCUGUCCCCACCAGUGUCACCAUCUCACCUCCCAAUGACUCUCUCCCCGCCCACGCCUCUCCCGUGGAAAACUUCCCCACCUCACCCACCUGGCAAACAGGAGGUGACUACCGCCGCAGCUACGAGCACGGUCGUCCAGGAAACUCCAACCAGCCCACGUCUCCACACCGAAGCGAGGACCAUUUCUCCACCUUCCACGGCAUGGCUCCUCCUGUUCCUCCCAAAACCCCCAUCCCCUAUCCCACCGAGGACGACAUGCCCGCCCCGCUCUUCUCCCAGGCCCCUGGCAAUGUCCGUCCUCCGUACCCGGUCGAUGAGCCACCGCCCAUCGUGAACCGGCAGCGCAAGCCGAGCUUCCACAUCCGAGGCUGA